Molecule: messenger RNA, 1414 nt
Organism: Anolis sagrei ordinatus
Lineage: Eukaryota; Metazoa; Chordata; Lepidosauria; Squamata; Anolidae
Gene: ITGB3BP
Product: integrin subunit beta 3 binding protein
Biological process (GO): CENP-A containing chromatin assembly; regulation of DNA-templated transcription
Cellular component (GO): nucleoplasm
Source: RefSeq, a predicted model, not a curated record
CGGCCGGGCGAGUUUGAGCGACGCACCGCCUCGGCACUAGGCGGGAGGCUUCGCUUUCUUGGCACUCCGCGCUGCUUCGGGACUGGCCGUCAUGCCUGCCAAGAGAGCUCUGAAGCUGGAUAAACCUACUGUGGAGAAAAUGCCAACAACACCUUUAGUGGGCAGCAAGAAAAAUCUCCAGCCUUAUUCACCGACAACAGGAACAUGUCAAAUGAGUCCAUUUUCAAGUCCCAGGAGCAAUAAUGUACAAGAGCACAGAAAUGGCCUAUCAAAUGGAAAGACGACUGAACCAAAAGAUUUGAUCAGAUCAUCGAGAAAGGCACAACCCCAAACAGAAGCAAGUGACAUGAUCAAAUCAGCCAGAAAGGGGCAUCCUAGCAUGAGUCAGAAUGACACACUUUUAAUGCUACAGUCUGCUGUUGAAGAUUCUCUAGAAAGAUUCAUCCAUAUCAGAAAAAACUUAACCAGUCUACAGGCUUUAGAGGGCAUCAGAGAGCUUGAGAAUAUUGUUGGAGUUUCAGACAACUCUGGUAACAUAAAAGAAGAAGUGAGAAAAACUAGGAAGCUGAUAGAGAAAGCUAGACAACAAAAGCUGCUGAGAAAGAGCAACGUAAGAUUUCCGACCCAAGAUUAUCACAGACCACUUAACAGCUUUGCGUUCCUUAAAUCCAUCAUUGACUAAGGUCUUACUUGAAGAAUAUAUUCCGCUUGCUUGCUGGCUCUACAACUGCCUGAUGCUACUUAAAAGGUUAAAAAGAAACGCCUGUAAAUCUAUCUCUCCAGCAAAUACCAACUAAGGAUUGCUCAGUGCACUAGGCAGGUGCACAUCUAGAUACAGUUUCUAGCAUCUAAUUUAAACUUUACAAUCUGCACAAGCAGAUAAUCUCUAAGUAAAUAAUACACUUCGUGAUAGCUCUUUUAUGCAAAUGUGAAAAGGUCCAAGAUGUAUUAUUUCUGUGUAGUUCUAAACACUAUAUUUUCUCAACAUUAAUAAAAUACUAUUCUGAACUUUUUGUAAUGUUUGGGAAGAAGAGUUGCACUUAAUGGUGGGCACUGUUUCCCAGGACUUCAAACAAACUGAAUUUCACAGUGAUGAUAUGCCCCUUGCUUUCUCUGAAGUAGUGCCAGCUUUACCGUAAACAAUGACGACUGCUUGCCAAUUUGUGGCAUAUUGUUUAUGCAACGGCCUCUACGCCCAAAAGCAAAUUUGCCAUUUCUGUCAAUGCAGUCCUUUUGCUAGCAAAGACAUUGCCAAUGUAGCAUUUGCAAAUACCCUUUUAGUUAAUGUUCUGUUUUUUAAAAGUCCUCUGCUAGUGAAAAUAUAUUCUUUUUUCUACUUUGUGGUGCUUGAAUUCUUACUAUGAAAUGCCUUGAAAUUCAUUCCAAUAAAAACUACCAUUUGUGCGCAAUACUA